CGGGUGAUGACGCAGUUGUCCGCUCCUCGUUUCCUGUGCAGGCUUUUCACAGCUCACAAGCGCGGGAACUCUAGUCAGAGUGUUGGUAUGAAAAAGUCACGGAAAACACAGUAACGAUUUGCUAUGGAUCCUUCAGAGGUUGAAUUUCUUGCUGAGAAAGAGUUUGUGAAAAUAAUACCAAAUUUCAGCCUGGACAAGAUCUAUUUAAUCGGGGGCGAUUUGGGACCCUUCAACCCGGGACUUUCUGUUGAUGUCCCCGUGUGGCUGGCCCUAAACCUAAAGCAGAGACAGAAAUGUAGGAUUCUUCCCCCUGAGUGGAUGGAUGUCGAGAAACUAGAAGAGAUGCGGGAGCUUGAGAGAAAAGAAGACGCCUUUACUCCUGCACCCAGCCCAUAUUACAUGGAGCUAACCAAACUGUUACUGAACCACGCGUCUGACAACAUCCCUAAAGCCGAUGAGAUCCGGACUCUGGUCAAAGACAUCUGGGACACCCGGGUGGCUAAACUGCGUCUGUCUGCCGACAGCUUCAUCAGGCAGCAGGAGGCUCACGCUCAGCUGGACAACCUGACUCUGAUGGAGAUCAACACCAUAAGAGAGUUCCUCCUCGAUUCUCUCAACUGCAUGUACAAGCUGCGCUCCAACCUGCAGCCUGGUGCCACUAAGGGCCAGUUUGGAGACUACUGAUCCAAAAUACCAAGGCCUUUUGGAUGUUUUCAGAAUUUUUUAGAAGACUGGACUUCAACCUCUGAACUCUUUCGUUUCAUUUUAAGGAAUCGCACUUCACUUGUGAAGAAGAUUUGAAUUUAUGGAAAGCAUGCGUUUCAUAUGGAUUGACUGUGAUUAAUAGUGGAAAUUCACAUGCUUUGGUUUCUGAAUGUACGUUUUUUACCAUGUUACAAAAUAAAUGCGCUUGUGUGUAAGUUG
Molecule: messenger RNA, 924 nt
Organism: Poecilia latipinna (sailfin molly)
Lineage: Eukaryota; Metazoa; Chordata; Actinopteri; Cyprinodontiformes; Poeciliidae
Gene: gins2
Product: GINS complex subunit 2
Exons: 5
Coding region: 124-684 (186 amino acids)
Biological process (GO): DNA replication; double-strand break repair via break-induced replication
Cellular component (GO): GINS complex; nucleus
Source: RefSeq, a predicted model, not a curated record